GAUUUUGUGUGUGCUUGUGCUGUUCUUAGGCUUUUCAUUCAAAUAUUAUUAAACAAGGUCGAAAUUGUUGCCUAAAUAUUCUUGGCGAACUUGAACGAAUUUAAUUUGAUAUUAUUUAUCUCUCAUUUACACUUAAUGCAAUCUUUGCGUACCUAUAACUGUUCUUAAAUCUGUCAUUCGUAUCGUUCAUCAAUCUGUAUCUUGUGACAUAAAUCAAUAACUUGAACUAUGGAACCGCCUAAUACAGGGACCAGUUCACCAGGACUAAUAGGUGCAGCACCUAUUAUUCCUCCGACAAUGCUUGGAGGUCUUCCUCCUCCAAUGCCUCCAACAGUUGGCAUGCCUCCAGUGCCUGGAAUGCCCACCAACUUGGCUGGCAUGCCACCACCCAUGGGUUUUCCGACCAUGAUCCCACCAUUUUCGAUGCCACCUCCUGGAUUUCCAGCAUUUAAACCGGAUAUGAGUGCACCUGCUCCAGAUGUUGCUCCAAUGGCUAACCAAAGUAGUCCUUGGUCCGAGCAUAAAGCUCCAGAUGGAAGGACAUAUUACUACAACUCUGUUACUAAACAAAGUCUUUGGGAGAAACCAGACGAUUUGAAAACCCCUGCUGAAAAAUUGCUGUCAGCUUGUGUAUGGAAAGAAUACACUACAGAUGCUGGACGAGUGUAUUACCACAAUAUUGAAACAAAAGAAUCAAGUUGGAUUAUUCCUAAGGAACUUCAAGAGAUCAAAGAUAAAAUUGCUGCAGAGGAGGCUGCCCAGGCUGCACUAAGUGUAGAAAUGCCACCAGGAGAAGUGCCUUUGCCAUUAUCUCCAUCCAAUCAAACUGGAAGCUCAGCCUUAGAUGAAGCAAUGGCCAAGACUCUUGCAGCCAUUGAUCCAUCUCUUGCUAACUCUAUACCAAUACCAGAAGAAAGCAAACCUGAAGAAAUUGCGCCACCGCAAGGUAAUAGCAAUGAGAAUACUGAAACUCCACCAGAACUACAAUACAAGGACAAAAAGGAAGCCAUUGAAGCUUUCAAAGAACUAUUAAAAGAUAGGAAUGUACCAUCAAAUGCUACGUGGGAGCAGUGUGUCAAGAUAAUUUCUAAAGAUCCCCGUUAUCUUACAUUUAAAAAGCUUAAUGAGAAGAAACAAGCUUUCAACGCAUAUAAGACUCAAAAACUUAAGGACGAGAGGGAGGAGCAAAGAUUGAAAACCAAGAAAAAUAGGGAAAACUUGGAAGAAUUUUUGCUAAGCUGCGACCGUGUAACAUCACUGACAAAGUAUUACAAAUGUGAGGAAAUGUUCAGCAAUCUUGAGAUCUGGCGAUGUGUUCCUGAAUCCGACCGGAGAGAUAUAUUUGAAGAUUGUAUUUUUACAAUAACAAAGCGCGAGAAAGAAGAAGCUAAGUUACUAAAGAAACUCAACAUGAAGUUGCUUGCACAGGUUUUGGACAACAUGAGUGAGAUAACCUACAGUAGCACUUGGAGUGAAGCACAGGUGCUUUUGUUAGAGAACUCUUCUUUCAAAAAUGAUGUGAGCUUGCUGGGAAUGGAUAAAGAAGAUGCACUGAUCGUAUUCGAGCAGCAUAUUAGAAACUUGGAGGCUGAGUAUUUGCAAGAACGAGAACAAAUUAAAAAACGGAAUAAGAGACAGCAAAGGAAAAACCGAGAUAAUUUUUUGGUUUUGCUCGACACUUUGCAUGAGGAAGGUAAGCUCACAUCUAUGUCUUUGUGGGUGGAGCUGUAUCCAGUCAUCUCGGCCGAUAUGCGUUUUUCAGCUAUGCUCGGCCAAAGUGGAUCUACGCCUCUGGAUUUAUUUAAAUUUUACGUAGAAAAUCUGAAAGCAAGAUUCCAUGAUGAGAAGAAGGUUAUAAAAGAGAUAUUGAAAGAAAAAAGUUUUGAGGUGAAGCCCGAUACUACAUUUGAAGAAUUUGCGACAGUCGUCUGCGAAGAUAGCAAGUCGGCGUCUUUGGAUGCGGGCAAUGUUAAGCUCACUUAUAAUUCAUUGCUUGAAAAGGCUGAGGCAAGGAAUAAAGAGAAGAUAAAAGAAGAGUCUAAGGCCCUGAAGAAAGUGGAGAGUGCAUUUAAAUGGGCUCUCAGUGAAGCGAACGUCGACCACCAGCUGCCGUGGAACGAAGUCAAGGAGAAGCUUGACCUCAACGCGCCCGAGUUCGCCGCUGUGCCUUACGAGGAGGACAGAAUUAGAAUUUAUAAGGACUUCCAACAUGAACAAGAAGAGAGCUGCAUGCACUACCACCAUCCCAAAUCCAGAAAAGCUAAGCGCUCCAAGAAAAAGAAGCGAUCACACUCGGCUUCAUUGUCGAGGUCGCGAUCUCCAUCGCCCGUGCCCACAGCGCGCUCGCCGUCGCCUGCGCCCAGCCACGCCACGUGGACCUCCGAUGAAGGCAAGAAACACAAGAAAUCCAAGAAAAAGCAUCGAAAACAUUCACCAAUACCGAAAUCCCCAACGCCAGAGGAAGGCGGUAUAACGGACGACGAGGUAGUGCGUCACAAGAGUAAGAAGUCAAAGCGUAGCGCUCCGAGCAGCCCGGAGGAGAGUGAAACACAUGAACUGCCGCACAAGCCCAAGAAGAAGAAAGACAAGAAGGACAAGAAAGAACGAUCGGCGGCGUGGAGCGACGCGGAGCUGGAGUCGCGGCGCGCGGCGCUGCUGGCGCAGCUGCACGAGCACGAGGCGGACUGACGUCGCGUCACGCACAUCCACAUCUUCAACGACUACCCCAAGCCGCGCGCCGCGCCGCCCGACCGCGCCGCCGACCUCGACACGCGCUCCAACUCCGACCACUCGCUCACAUAAUCCCAUUCCUGCAGUGGCUUCCCAAACCACAACACCGCUUGUCGACCGUCGUAAUCGCGAGCUCACAUCGCUGAAGUACCCAUAGUGCAUUUGUGUGGACUAAAUCGAUGGCUAUGUGCAUUACAGUCGCCAUCAAUGACAUCCAUGUUAAUGUUUACAAUAGACUGACUGGCCAUAACAGUAGCGUUAUGUUUGGACAUUUCAUAUUUCGCGUAUACUGUGUGUUAAUUUUAAGCUUGAGAAUUUUAAAACUGUGUAGUGUUUUCAACAAGAAAUAUUGAUAAAUCAGCGACUUAAUAUUAUUAAACAGUGAAUAACUUUUAAGUGACGUGAAGAUGCAGUUCAGCUAUGUAAUGUAAUUGUAUGUUAUUAUGUACUUUAUAAUAACUUAGCAAGGUGAUUUACAAAAACUUUUUUUAUCGUUUGCAAAAUUUAUUGUAAAUGUAUCAUAUAAUAAAGUUAAUGCUAAGUACGGCGAAAUAGCAAUGUCAAGGAAAACUGCCUCUAGCUGUCUGGAGACUUUAAUAUUUUGUAAAUGAUUGUUCAGAAAUGUUUUAAAUAAGUACCAAAUCAUAACUAUGUUAUUGUGCUCGCAUUAUUUAAAUUUUUCAGUUAGUAAUAAUAAGGUCUGAGGUGGCGAGGUGCUGUUGCGCCUCCAGGUAUAUAACUACUUUCAGGUAAACAGUAAUAAUAGUAUAUAAGGCUGCAUUCGAAUAUAGACGUUUUACAUAGA
Molecule: messenger RNA, 3535 nt
Organism: Helicoverpa zea (corn earworm)
Lineage: Eukaryota; Metazoa; Arthropoda; Insecta; Lepidoptera; Noctuidae
Gene: Prp40
Product: pre-mRNA-processing factor 40 homolog A
Exons: 18
Coding region: 229-2688 (819 amino acids)
Biological process (GO): mRNA cis splicing, via spliceosome
Cellular component (GO): U1 snRNP; U2-type prespliceosome
Molecular function (GO): protein binding; RNA binding
Source: RefSeq, a predicted model, not a curated record